Molecule: messenger RNA, 1931 nt
Organism: Hibiscus syriacus
Lineage: Eukaryota; Viridiplantae; Streptophyta; Magnoliopsida; Malvales; Malvaceae
Product: protein NRT1/ PTR FAMILY 8.1-like
Exons: 5
Coding region: 133-1845 (570 amino acids)
Biological process (GO): transmembrane transport; oligopeptide transport
Cellular component (GO): membrane
Molecular function (GO): tripeptide transmembrane transporter activity
Source: RefSeq, a predicted model, not a curated record
AGUUGGAACCGGACUUCUCUUGCUUCUCCUUGUUUCUCUCAUAUUAACUCCUUUUCCCUUUAUCUUCUUCUCUGUUCUGCUUUUCUUCUUCAAAGCCUUCAAAGGGUAGAGAAAAUUUUAUCCAAAGAAAAGAUGGUGGAGAGUGAUGAUAUCUAUACAAAGGAUGGGACGGUGGAUAUCAAUAAGAAACCUGCUAACAAGAAAAAGACUGGGAAUUGGAGAGCUUGCUGCUUCAUUCUUGGAAAUGAAUGUUGUGAACGGUUGGCAUACUAUGGGAUGGGAACGAAUCUUGUCAACUAUCUCGAAGAACGUCUCAAUCAGGGAAACGUUGAUGCAUCAAAUAAUGUUACGAAUUGGUCCGGAACCUGCUAUAUCACGCCGUUGAUCGGAGCCUUUUUAGCUGAUGCAUACUUGGGUAGAUACUGGACAAUUGCUAGUUUCUCAAUCAUCUACUUCUUUGGCAUGACACUCUUGACAUUAUCGUCUUCUAUUCCCGGACUAAAGCCAUCGUGCAAUGGAAACGUUUGCCACCCAACUGAAGGACAAGCUGCAGUCUUCUUUGUGGCCUUGUACUUGAUUGCUCUUGGUACUGGUGGGAUUAAGCCAUGUGUAUCAUCUUUUGGUGCUGAUCAGUUCGAUGAAACUGAUGAAGUUGAGAGAAAAAAGAAGAGCUCUUUCUUCAAUUGGUUUUACUUCUCGAUCAAUAUCGGAGCACUUAUAGCUUCUUCUGUUCUAGUAUGGAUACAAAUGAAUGUGGGGUGGGACUGGGGUUUUGGGAUCCCAGCUGCUGCAAUGGCUGUGGCAGUUGCAUUUUUCUUUGCAGGUAGUCGAAUGUAUCGCCUUCAGAAACCUGGGGGGAGUCCACUUACAAGGAUUUGUCAAGUUAUUGUUGCAUCCUUCAGAAAAAUCAACGUCAAAGUUCCGACAGAUCCGUCUCUCCUUUACGAGAUUGUUGACCAUGAAUCUAUUAUUCAUGGGAGUCGAAAGCUAGAGCACACGGAUAAGUUGAAGUUCUUUGACAAGGCUGCAAUUGAUACUCAAAAUGACUAUAUCGGGGAAUCAUUAAGCCCGUGGAGGUUGUGCACCGUAACUCAAGUUGAGGAGCUGAAAUCGGUUAUCAGAUUACUUCCGGUAUGGGCAUCAGGAAUCGUCUUUGCUACUGUUUACAGCCAAAUGAACACUAUGUUUGUUUUGCAAGGCAACACAAUGGACCAACACAUGGGUCCGAACUUCAAGAUUCCUUCGGCAUCUCUCUCCCUCUUCGACACUCUCAGUGUUAUCUUCUGGGCUCCCGUUUACGACAGAAUCAUCGUCCCAUUCGCUAGGAAAUUUACAGGCAAUGAUCGAGGUUUCACCACGCUCCAACGAAUGGGCAUUGGCCUUGUCCUUUCCAUCUUUGCAAUGAUCACUGCAGGUAUCUUGGAGGUUGUUCGACUUCGAAUUGUCCAGAAGAACAACUACUAUGAUCUCGAGACUAUCCCCAUGUCAAUCUUCUGGCAAGUCCCUGAAUAUUUUCUAGUCGGAUGUGCCGAAGUUUUCACAUUCGUCGGACAGCUAGAGUUUUUCUACGACCAAGCACCUGAUGCAAUGAGAAGCCUCUGCUCGGCUCUCUCACUAACGACCGUUGCACUAGGAAACUACUUGAGCACUGUGCUGGUCAUCGCCGUGACAAAGAUAACCACUCGGGACGGGAAGCUCGGAUGGAUCCCGGACAACUUAAAUAGGGGUCAUCUCGACUAUUUCUUUUGGCUUCUAGCUAUUCUCAGUUUGCUAAACUUCCUGGUUUAUCUCUGGAUUGCACGGUGGUAUACUUAUAAAAAGGUAGCCGGAAACAUUUUAGCAUAGGACUCAAACAUGCCUUGGGAAUUUGUAGACUUGAUUUGCAGAUUUCAUUAUAUUAUUGUUAUGAAUUUGUGGAUUAGAAUUGGAUA